AUGGCAGCAGCAUCCUUAGAGGAUGUCUACCUUUUGCGCCCGCUGAACGAUGCUCCACCGACAGCCGAAGACAAGAGGCAUAGCAAAGAGCUAGAAGAGUUUCUGAGAGCGAGUGGCCUUUAUGAGUCCUUGGAUGAGGCCAUACUUCGGGAGGAGGUUCUGGGCCUCUUCUACCAGCUGGUCCAAAUAUGGGUAAAGGGAGUAUGCCGCAGAAGGAACUUGAACGUGGAGGAUGCGCGUGCACACGUCUAUACGUUUGGUUCCUACCGUUUGGGGGUCCAUGGGCCAGGCUCUGAUAUGGACACACUCGUUGUGGGCCCUCGUUAUGUGCUGCGCGAAAUGGAUUUUUUCGGGAACGAGAAGCAUUGCUUGCAGUACUUGCUAUCACAAACACCGGACAUCACAGACAUCCAACCUGUGCCGGACGCAUUUGUGCCUAUGAUUGGCAUCAAGUACAAGGGCGUCCAGAUCGACGUUCUGUACGCAUCGCUUGCUAUGGUCACGCUACCAGAGCAGCUUGACCUCUCCAAUCACGCCGUACUGCGCGGCUGUGACGAGGCCACGGUGCGCUCGCUUAACGGCUGCCGCGUAACGGACACAAUCCUGAGACUGGUGCCCAAUCAGGACGUCUUCCGGUUAGCACUGCGCGCUGUUAAACACUGGGCGUCGCUGCGGGGCAUCUCUUCCAACGUCACCGGAUAUCUUGGCGGCGUAAACCUGGCCAUCAUGGUCGCUAAAAUAUGUCAGCUAUACCCACGGGCAGAAGCCAGCACGGUGCUGCUCAAGUUCUUCAUCUUACUAAAGGCCUGGCCCUGGCCGCGUGCCAUCCACCUGCGGGUGCCGGAGGACCACAGCAUGGGCCUGCCCGUGUGGGACCCGCGCCCUGGCACACGCGACAGCUUGGCGCUGAUGCCGGUGAUCACGCCUGCCUAUCCUGCGAUGAACUCCUUGUAUAAUGUGCAGCGCAGCACGCUGGAAGUAAUGACGGCGGAGUUCGCGGCUGCGGCGGAGGUGUGCACGUCGUUCCUGCGCUGCCGCGGCGGGCAGCCGCUUGACUGGGAUCGCCUAUUCAUGCCGGUGCCGUUUUUCACUCAGCACACGUUCUAUAUCCAGAUUGAGGUUUCAGCGGAUAGCGAGCAGGAUCUGGUGUUGUGGGACGGCUGGGUCAGCAGUCGAAUCAGGCGGCUUGUGCGCAAUCUGGAGGACCACGUUAGAGUCAGGUGGGUGUCAUAA
Molecule: messenger RNA, 1233 nt
Organism: Volvox carteri f. nagariensis
Lineage: Eukaryota; Viridiplantae; Chlorophyta; Chlorophyceae; Chlamydomonadales; Volvocaceae
Exons: 6
Coding region: 1-1233 (410 amino acids)
Cellular component (GO): nucleus
Molecular function (GO): poly(A) RNA polymerase activity; RNA binding
Source: RefSeq, a predicted model, not a curated record